CUUGUUUUUCUUUUCUCUAUUGUUAUUAUUUGAUUUAUCCUCUUAUAUGUUAUUGAUUAUUCACUAAAGUGUAGUAUUAUAUUCACUGAUAAUCCGCCUUCCAAAAGUAAAUAAUGGAUUUACCUUAUAAAUCAUCCACUCAACUUAUUUACCCUGCACCUGUUGGAAAAGAGAGAGUGUUUGCUUUACAACAUCUUGGAUGUACAUUUAAAGAAGGUGAUCAUGACGUUACAAAGAUCGCCACUCCCGCUAUUACUGAUACUCAAGAAGACCUCAUACCUACCUUUAUGGAUGCUGAAAUGGAUAACAAUACGACAUCAUCAUCAUCAUCAACCGAAUCAAACCCAAUGAUGGAUCAUAAAUCAGGAUAG
This is a messenger RNA of Halteromyces radiatus, 371 nucleotides long. RefSeq lists its product as uncharacterized. The transcript is spliced from 2 exons. The coding region runs from base 114 to 371 and encodes 85 amino acids. The record is from RefSeq and is a predicted model, not a curated record. NCBI's taxonomy places the organism in Eukaryota, Fungi, Mucoromycota, Mucoromycetes, Mucorales, Cunninghamellaceae.